Penicillium hordei is the source of this 1776-nucleotide messenger RNA. RefSeq lists its product as uncharacterized. Bases 1 to 1776 code for a protein of 591 amino acids. NCBI's taxonomy places the organism in Eukaryota, Fungi, Ascomycota, Eurotiomycetes, Eurotiales, Aspergillaceae. Gene Ontology annotation, molecular function: oxidoreductase activity; copper ion binding. The record is from RefSeq and is a predicted model, not a curated record. The transcript has 2 exons.
AUGAAGUUCCAAGCUCUUCUCCUGGCAUUCAGCCUGAGUGCUUCUGUUGCGGCCAUUCCACCUGAUCCGGUCGAUUCGGUGAAUAUCCAACCACAAUACCAUAGACCCACGACAACCAGUACCAAACCCAAAACCACUACCAAGAUCAAUAAGCCAACAGGAACACCCUGUGCAGGCAACACGCCCCGAACACGGUCUAAGUGGUGCCAAUACGACGUCAACACCGACUAUACCCAGAUAGUACCAAACACAGGCAUAACCCGGGAGUACUGGCUCAACCUUGAAGAGCUAGAAGCCGCACCAGAUGGAUUCAGCCGACCAGUAAUGGCCGUGAACGGGACAAUCCCGGGCCCAACAAUCUUCGCCGACUGGGGCGACUGGCUCGUGAUCCACGUCACAAACAGCCUCCAUAAAUCCCAGAACGGGACGAGUAUCCACUGGCAUGGGAUCAGACAGAACUUCACGAAUGGCAACGACGGCGUUGUCUCCAUCACGCAAUGUCCCACAGCCCCAGGCUCAACCAUAACCUACAAAUGGCGGGCUACACAGUACGGUUCAUCGUGGUACCAUUCGCACAUUGGGCUGCAGGCGUGGGAGGGUGUGUUUGGCGGGAUUGUGAUCAAUGGCCCUGCUACAGCGAACUACAAUGUUGAUAAGGGCAGUCUGUUCCUGACGGACUGGUCGCAUCCCACUGUUGAUGAGUUGUACUUGGAGGCUCAGACGGUUGGGCCACCGACUUUGGAUACUGGCCUGAUUAACGGGACGAAUGUCUUUGGGAAUGGGACCAAUUCUACGGGCACGCGGUUCCAGAUGAAGGUUGAUCAAGGGUCUUCGUAUCGGCUGAGGGUUGUGAAUUCGGCUGUUGAUACGCACUGGAAGUUUAUGAUUGAUAAUCAUACGCUUACUGUUAUUGCGGCGGACUUUGUGCCGAUCAGACCGUACACGGCGAAUUAUAUCGAUAUCGGAAUGGGCCAACGCUACGAUGUAAUCGUAACAGCAAACCAACGCCAAAUCGCCGACUCGUUCUGGAUCCGCGCAAUUCCCCAGGAAGCAUGCUCCGAAAACGCAAACCCAGACAACGUAAGAGGAAUCAUGUACUACGGUAACCUCCCACGCACACCAACAACAAACGCCUUCACCUUCCUAGACGAAUGCGUCGACGAGCCCGUCACCAGCCUCGUGCCGCAAGUUCCCAAAACCGUCUCAGCUGCAGACUGGAACAACCUGACAGACGUGACACUGGGACGCAACAGCGCGAACCUCUUCCGCUGGUACCUCAACAGCACAACGAUGCAAGUGCUCUGGGAAGACCCAACUUUACUCCAGGUCUUCAACAACGAAAACACACCCAAUUUCACAGAAUCGAGUGGCGUGAUUGAGCUGCCACGGGCGCACGAGUGGGUGUAUCUCAUGAUCAACACGAGUUUCCCGGUCACGCACCCUAUUCAUUUACACGGCCAUGAUUUCUUUGUUUUGGCGCAGGGAUCGAACCCGUGGAAUGGGAGUGUUGCGACAAAUAACCCGCCGCGGAGAGAUACUGCUAUGUUAAACGGGAAUGGGUUUUUGCUUAUUGCAUUUGAGACGGAUAAUCCUGGGGCGUGGCUUAUGCAUUGUCAUAUUGGGUGGCAUACGGAUGAAGGGUUUGCGUUGCAGUUUUUGGAGAGGGAGAGUGAGAUUGAGCCGUUGAUUGAUCGGCAGGCUCUUGAGGAGAAUUGUAAUUCUUGGAAUGCUUAUGAUGCGGCUUUUAAUAUUGAUCAGGAGGAUUCGGGGGUUUAG